GAUGGAGACUAUGAUGCUGAAUCUGCGGAAUCUGUUUGAGCAGAUUGUACGCCAGACGGAGAUUCUCAAUGAAGGAAAUGAACUCCAAUUUAUUCAGUUGGCAAAGAAUUUUGAACAUUUUCGCAAGAAAUGGCAAAGGACAGAGCACGAAUUAGGACAAUACAAGGAUCUUUUGAUGAAAGCAGAGACAGAACGUAGUGCUCUAGAUGUGAAACUGAAACAUGCACGAAAUCAGGUAGAUGUGGAGAUCAAACGGAGACAACGAGCAGAAGCUGAAUGUGAAAAGCUGGAACGACAGAUUCAGCUGAUUCGGGAGCUGCUCAUGUGUGAUGCAUCUGGCAGUAUUCAACUAAGCGAGGAACAAAAAUCAGCUCUGGCUUUCCUCAACAGGGGCCAACAGUCCAGCAGCAAUGCUGGGAACAAAAGACUGUCAACCAUUGAUGAGUCGGGCUCCAUUUUAUCAGAUAUCAGCUUUGACAAGACUGAUGAAUCCCUGGACUGGGAUUCUUCUGUGGUGAAGACCUUAAGGCUGAAGAAGAGAGAAAAGAGGCGUUCUAACAGCCGGCGGUUUAUGGAAGGUCCACCAGGAGCAACGAAGAAAACUCGUUCCAUUGCUUCUACAGUAGACCAGGGGAAUGAGUCCAUAGUUGCAAAAACUACGGUCACUGUUCCCAAUGAUGGUGGCCCUAUUGAAGCAAUAUCCACUAUUGAAACUGUGCCCUGUUGGACAAGGAGCCAAAGGAAAACAGGCACUUUACAGCCUUGGAACAGCGACUCUGCACUGGCUGGCAUGCCAGUGGAGUCCAUGCCAGAGACUGACAGUUCCAGUACUCCACAAAAUAACGGAGGCAUGCGUUUGCAUGAAUUCGUUUCUAAGACGGUUAUUAAACCAGAGUCAUGUGUUCCUUGUGGAAAGAGGAUAAAGUUUGGAAAAUCGUCCCUAAAGUGCCGAGACUGUCGAGUGGUGGCUCAUCCAGAGUGCCGGGAUCACUGUCCUCUUCCUUGCAUUCCAACAUUGAUAGGCACACCUGUCAGAAUUGGAGAGGGCACUCUGGCAGACUUUGUGUCCCUGACUUCACCAAUGAUCCCCUCCAUUAUUGUCCAUUGUGUAAAUGAGAUUGAACAACGAGGGUUGAAUGAGGCAGGUCUCUAUAGGAUCUCAGGUUGUGACCGGACAGUAAAAGAGUUGAAAGAGAAGUUCCUUCGAUCAAAAACUGUUCCCCUUCUCAGCAAAGUAGAUGACAUCCAUGCUAUAUGUGGCCUCCUUAAAGACUUUCUUCGGAACCUCAGGGAACCACUUCUUACCUUUCGGUUAAAUAAGACCUUUAUAGAAGCAGCAGAAAUCACAGAUGAGGACAACAGCAGAGCUGCCAUGUACCAGGCUAUUGGUGAACUCCCCCAGGCCAACAGGGACACAUUAGCUUUCCUCAUGAUACACUUGCAGAGAGUUGCUGAGAGUUCCAGCACUAAAAUGAAUGUUGCUAAUCUGGCCAAAGUCUUUGGUCCUACAAUAGUCGCUCAUGCGGUACCCAAUCCUGACCCUAUGACAAUACUACAGGAUACCAAACGUCAGCCCAAGGUGAUAGAGCGCUUGCUAUCUCUGCCAGUGGAAUACUGGAGCCGGUUCAUGAUGGUAGAGCAGGAGAAUAUUGACCCAGUGCAUGGCACUGAAAACUCUAAGGGCUGUUCUACACCACAGAUGUCUGAUGUUAAAGUGAGCCUGUUGGGGCCUCUGACUACUCCUGAGCACCAACUCAAGACUCCUUCAUCUAGCUCACUAUCCCAGAGAGUUCGCUCUACUAUUAGUAAAAGUACUCCUAAGUUUGGAAGCAAAAGCAAGUCUGCUACCACCCUAGGACGUCAAGGCAACUUUUUUGCCUCUCCAAUGCUCAACUGAAAUCACUCUGGCUUUGUCUCUUCCCUGGCAUUUGAACUCUGCAAGAAAGCCCACAAACUGUAGACUUUGUUUUGUGACUUCCUGUACUCGCUACUACUUUAUCAUUCUCUAGGCUUUUUAUUAAAUUUAAUUGUGCAUGGAAUUUUUAUUAAAACAUUAUAUAUACAUACACACAUAGAUAUCUUCAAUUGAAGUAGUAACACCUAAUAUUGGUAGUUUUUGUUAACUUUUAAGUGAGAGAUCUGUGCAGGAGUGGGAGUUGGAUGGAUUCUUUAGAAAAUACUAGGUUGUUUUUUUUCUUUUUAAAGUUUCUUUUGGCUUGAAGUUUAAAUGCUGCCCAUGAAAUGACCCAACUGUCCCAAAGAUUUUUUAAGAGGUAUUUCCUUGUGGUAGUGGCAAGAAUACAAUCUCUUUGGCAAGAUUGGUUUGUCUUAGAGUAAAAUGAAAGCAGGGGGGUGGGGAGAGGAGGGAGAAAGGACUUACAGCAUGUCAGCUUCAGCAAACAUUAAAAUUUCCUUUACCGCUAUACCUGACUCCAUUCUGAACAUAAUAGUUUGCUGUGCCAGUUAGAAAUAUAUGGUAUGCUUGGCUUAACAUGAAUUGAUUAGCUCUUGAUGAUAUUAAGUGGGCACAACCUUGUAAAAUACAAUACUAAAGCUUAUAUUUGUGUCGUGUACAUGACUGGAAGUUUCCAUUAGUUGGGGUCAAAGCCAGUCUGUUUUUAAAAAUGAAUUUUGGGACCUCUGGAGGUUGAUAAACUUUUUUUGGGGUGUCCUACAUAAUAGUCAAGAGAGUAGAAUUUAAAGUGAGUAUUAUCACAGCUUUAUGUGACAGAGUAAGCACUGGUCAUUUUUUUCUUUGCACUUUGGAUGCUGGGAUUUGCCCUGUAACAUGUAUAUAUGCCCAGGGUUUUUCUUCAAAAGACCCAUCCCAAUAUUUGUAAAAAUGGUUUCUUUUGUAUCCCUAUCUCAGAAACUGUACUGACCUUUGUCUGUCAAACUCAGAUAUUUGGAAUGAUAACUUUGAAAAAAGUAAACUGCUUUUUCAUUAUGAA
Trichosurus vulpecula (common brushtail) is the source of this 2951-nucleotide messenger RNA. It is a transcript of the gene RACGAP1, whose product is annotated as Rac GTPase activating protein 1. Bases 2 to 1897 code for a protein of 631 amino acids. Gene Ontology annotation, biological process: signal transduction. The record is from RefSeq and is a predicted model, not a curated record. The transcript is spliced from 16 exons. NCBI's taxonomy places the organism in Eukaryota, Metazoa, Chordata, Mammalia, Diprotodontia, Phalangeridae.